CUGCUGGUAGUACUGCUUCAGAUGAGGUUUGAACGCGAUCGUGAGCGUGUCGUUUAAACGUUGGCGGUUUUUUUGCGAUUAUUAUUUAUUUUAUUUUUUUUAAUUAACCUUUUUCGUUGUUGAUUUUUCGAGUUCUUUCCGUUAUUGAGUUUAAUUAAUAAUAGUGCGCGGUUUUCUAUAACCGUGGUGUACGUGAUUAUCUUUUUGGUGUCUCAGAAAUUGAAGGAAAUAAUAACACAUAGUGGAUUAACGGUCUCUUUUUAUAAAUGUGGUGUGCGACCAGAAAUCGGUGAUAUGUGUGUUCCCUUUACCAGGGAGGUUGUUGUAUCAGAAUGUGGAUUAACGAUUACUACUGCUACGGUAGAAAGGAUUACUGCUAUUACUACCGCCUUUGGAUUAUUGCGGCUUUACUACUUUUAACCGUCGUUCAACAAGCAACAGGAUUCGUUUCGUGCUCGCCAAGCCCCUGUAAAAAUGGAGGCACGUGCGUUUCAUCUGUUCGAGGGGAAUUUUCUUGCAAUUGUACAGCAAAAUACGUUGGGGAGUACUGCCAGUACGACAAUCCGUGUUACACCGGGGCCAGAUGUCAAAACGGCGGCUCCUGCAAGGUGCAGGUGUCAUCGGACAAAUAUCCUAGGUUCUCGUGCGAUUGUCCGUUGGGGUUCAGUGCUUCCCUAUGUGAAAUUCGCGACCCGAACUCGUGCGAUAGUCGACCCUGUCAAAAUGGGGGCACCUGUUCUCUGACAACCACCUUAGAAACGUACCAAUGUCUUUGUCCAUCCGGGUAUACAGGAAAACAUUGCGAGAAGCAAGAUCAUUGCGCCUCGCAGCCAUGCAUGAAUGGGGCCACUUGCACCCCGGUGGGUAACUCUUACAAGUGCAAGUGUCCGUCUGGCUUUACCGGCAAAGCUUGCAAGGAGGACAGAGAUGAAUGCAGGAAUAAACCGUGUGUCUACGGGAAAUGUCAUAACACCCACGGCAGUUACACGUGUACAUGUAAUGAGGGAUAUACUGGAAAAGACUGUGAAACAGAAUAUAUUCCAUGUGAUCCCAGUCCGUGUUUGAACGAUGGAAAGUGUCGGAAAAAGGAUAAAUAUUCAUACGGCUGUGAAUGUCCAGCAGGUUUUCGUGGUCACGACUGCGAAGAGAACAUCGACGACUGUCCUGGGCAUAAAUGUCAGAACGGGGCAACCUGCGUGGACGGUUUAAACGAUUACAGCUGCCAGUGUCCGGCGACCUACACGGGACGCUUCUGCGAACAUGACGUUGACGAGUGCUCCCUCAGGCCGAGCGUAUGCCAAAACGGGGCCACGUGCACCAACAGUGUCGGGGGUUAUUCGUGCAUCUGUGUGAACGGCUGGACGGGUCCGGAUUGUUCCGGGAACAUUGACGAUUGCGCUGGAGCGGCAUGUUUUAACGGGGCUACUUGUAUCGAUAGGGUCGGAAGCUUUUAUUGUAGAUGUACACCAGGAAAAACAGGAUUAUUGUGCCAUUUGGAUGACGCAUGUACAAGCAGUCCUUGUCACGCGGACGCGAUUUGCGACACCAGCCCCAUCAACGGGUCGUACACCUGCAGCUGUGCGUCCGGAUACAAAGGAACCGAUUGUUCUGAGGACAUAGACGAGUGCGAACAAGGCUCUCCCUGCGAACAUGAUGGCUUAUGCGUUAACACCCCCGGUAGUUUCGCUUGCAACUGUACUCAAGGUUUCACCGGACCAAGAUGCGAAACAAACGUUAACGAAUGCGAUUCACAUCCUUGCAAAAACCAGGGUUCUUGUCUGGACGACCCAGGAACGUUUCGAUGUGUUUGUAUGCCCGGUUAUACUGGAACACAGUGCGAAAUCGAUAUCGACGAAUGCAAAGACAAACCCUGCUUGAACGGCGGAAUUUGCCACGAUUUGGAAAACAACUUCUCAUGCACAUGCAGCUAUGGUUUCGCCGGAGAUCACUGUCAAACGAAUAUCGACGAUUGUAUUUCGUCGCCGUGCAAAAACGGCGGCAUAUGUCACGAUUCGAUCGCCGGUUACAGUUGCGAAUGCCCCGCAGGGUUCACCGGAAUGUCCUGCGAAACGAACAUCAACGAUUGCCAAUCGUCGCCUUGUCAACACGGCGAAUGCAUCGACGGACAGAAUUCGUUCCAUUGCACCUGCCAUCCUGGUUACACCGGAAACGUUUGCGAAACUCAAAUCGACGAAUGCGCUUCAAAUCCUUGCAAAUACGGCGGAGAAUGUAUCGAUCUUAUCAAUAGUUAUCAAUGCGCUUGUAAAUCGGGCACUUCCGGUAGGAAUUGCGAGAUUAAUAUCAAUGAAUGUAACAGUAAUCCGUGCAGAAACAAUGCUAUUUGCAGAGAUGGAAUUAAUAGGUAUACUUGUGAGUGUCAGCCUGGAUUUGCGGGUCAACAUUGCGAAACGAACAUUGAUGAAUGCGCGUCGAAUCCGUGUGCGAACGGCGGCGUUUGCAUAGAUUUGAUAAAUGGUUUUCGGUGCGAAUGUCCAAGAGGUUAUUACGACGCCAGAUGUUUGAGCGACGUCGACGAGUGCAAAUCAAAUCCUUGUAAACAUGGGGGAAGUUGUGAAGACGGAGUGAAUAGAUUUAUUUGUCACUGCUUACCAGGUUAUAGCGGCAAACAAUGCGAAAUCGACAUCGACGAAUGCGCCUCAAACCCUUGCCAACACGGCGGAACAUGUCAUAAUCAUCUCGCCUCGUACUCUUGCGAAUGCUUACCUGGUUAUACCGGCAUCAACUGCGAAACAAACAUCGACGAUUGCGCUAAGAAACCAUGCAAAAAUGCCGGCACUUGUAUCGAUCAAGUAAACAGCUACAAAUGUAUCUGCAACAUUCCAUUCACCGGUCGCGAUUGCGAACAAAAACUCGAUCCUUGCUCUCCAAAUAGAUGCCGUCACAACGCGCGUUGCACCCCCAACUCCAAUUACAUGGACUUUGCGUGUACGUGCAGUGUUGGAUAUACAGGUCGUUAUUGUGAUACCGAUGUCGACGAAUGCAUGGUUUCAAAACCGUGCAGAAAUGGAGCAACUUGUCGAAACACUAACGGUUCGUACCACUGCGUUUGCGCGUUGGGUUAUGAAGGAAAAGAUUGCAGCAUUAACACCGAUGAUUGCGCCUCACACCCAUGUCAAAAUGGCGGAAAUUGUUUGGAUGGUAUUGGGACUUACAUGUGUAUGUGUGUUAGUGGUUUUGAAGGCAAACAAUGCGAAAUCGAUGUUGAUGAGUGCUUAUCUAACCCGUGUCAGAAUGGUGCCACAUGUAACCAAUACGUUAAUUCAUACACGUGUACGUGUCCGUUGGGUUUUUCCGGUAUAAACUGUCAAAUCAAUGAUGAAGAUUGUACGAUGAGUAGUUGUAUGAAUAGCGGAACAUGUAUCGACGGGAUCAAUUCGUAUUCGUGUAUUUGCGGGCCGGGUUACACCGGAACGAACUGUCAAAGCAGAAUCAAUUUGUGCGAUAGCGCGCCGUGUUAUAACGGCGCUACCUGUCAAGAUCAUAUGUUGCACUUUUCGUGUCAUUGCGCUUAUGGAUACACCGGGAAAGAUUGUCGCGAAUACAUCAAUUGGUGCGCUACAAAUCCAUGCGAAAAUGGCGCCACUUGUCAUCAAGAAAAGAAUAAAUAUCAAUGUCUUUGCGCACCUGGUUGGACCGGAAAAGUUUGCGAUGUCGAAAUGGUUAGUUGUAGAGAUGCGGCGUUAAGAAAAGACGUCGCCGUUAAAAAACUUUGUAAUAACGGAACCUGCGAGGAUAUAGGAAAUUCCCAUCGGUGUCAUUGUUUAGAUGGUUACACCGGAUCUUAUUGUCAACACGAAAUAAAUGAGUGUCAAUCCGCGCCGUGUCAAAAUAACGCCAUUUGCAUAGACCUCGUCGGAAACUAUGCCUGCCAGUGUCCAAGUGGUUUUCAAGGUCAAAAUUGCGAGUUAAAUGUGGACGAUUGCAAACCAAAUCCAUGCCAAAACGGCGGACUUUGUCACGAUUUAAUCGAUAAAUUUUCGUGUUCUUGCCCACCAGGAACUUUGGGAAUAAUUUGCGAAAUUAAUACAGACGAUUGCGGCCCGAAUGCUUGCCACAACAACGGAACUUGCAUCGAUAAAGUCGGCAGUUUUGAAUGUAAAUGCCCUCCAGGAUUUGUUGGGCCAAGAUGUGAAGGAGACAUUAACGAGUGUUUAUCAAAUCCAUGUUCGAGCGAUGGAACAUUAGAUUGCGUUCAAUUAGUAAACGAUUAUCAUUGUAAUUGCCGCCCGGGCUAUGUGGGAAGACAGUGUAACAACAAAGUCAAUUUUUGCGAUAUAUCACCUUGUAUGAACGGAGGGAUUUGCGUGCCAAAACAAACUGGAUAUGAAUGUAGUUGCUUAGAGGGCUAUUAUGGAAAAAGAUGUGACUAUCUCGGAAUUUCAGUUUGCGAACCGAGUCCAUGUUUGAAUGGGGGAUCCUGUCGAUCAACUGAUAAUGGUUAUCAUUGCGAUUGUCCCAUAGGAACGAUGGGGAAUAAUUGCGAAAUUGAUACUUGUGAUGAAUGCUCAAGUAAUCCGUGCAAAAAUAACGGAUUGUGUCAAGAUCAACCUGGGCAUUACACUUGUUAUUGUGCCCCGAAAUAUAACGGAAAAAAUUGCGAAAUUUACGACCCCUCAUUCCCAGGUGGAAUGGGUAUUUUUCCAAAUCCUAAAAAAGUGAACACUUCAAAUUAUUACCCUAACUUUGAACUACAAAGGCAGCAGUGUAAUUUGAAUCAAUGCGAUAAAAAACACGGGGAUGGUGUUUGUAACGAAGAAUGUAAUAAUUACGCUUGUGAUUUUGACGGAAAUGAUUGCUCGUUGGGUAUAAACCCAUGGGCUAAUUGUACAGCACCCAUUAAAUGUUGGCAAGUUUUUAUGAACAACGUCUGCGACGAAGAAUGCAACAACCCGCAAUGUUUAUUUGAUGGAAGAGAUUGCGAGCGCACUUUACAACCCUGCAAUCCUAUUUACGACGCUUACUGCCAAAAACAUUACGGUAACGGACAUUGCGAUUACGGUUGCAACAACGCCGAGUGUAAUUGGGAUGGAUUAGACUGCGAAAAAGAACCACCCGAAAUAGCCGAUGGAGCUAUUUCAAUCAUUGUGUUAUUAGACGUACAAAUGUUUAAGCAAGGAUUAAUCGCUUUCCUCCGAGAUACCAGUCACCAAUUACGCACCAAUUUACGAGUGAAAAAAGAUCACAUGGGAAACGAUAUGAUUUAUCCUUGGGUUGGGGAUCGAAUAGAUCAUUCCUCAUUGAGCCCCCAACAAAGAGAAACAAUUGGAACGAAAGUUUACUUAGAAAUUGAUAACAGAAAAUGUAUGAUGAUUCCAAACUCUGAAUUUUGUUUCCAAUCGGCAAGUUCCGCGGCGGAAUUUUUAGCUGCCAAAGCUACCCGAGGAAAAUUAUCUCAAUCGUUUCCUAUAUACAGAGUGAACGGUUCCGAACGCGGCGAAACCGCAGACUCCCCAACGAAUUCCCGUUACGUAAUUUUAGGGAUCGUUGUUGUUGUUGGAAUGUCGAUCCUUUGCGUUUUCGUGGUGAUCACUGCGCAAAAGAAACGUGCCAGUGGAAUCACCUGGUUCCCGGAAGGUUUCUUUUCGACGGCGUCGACGACGGCGACUCGACGGUCGAGACGCCGUGGUCCCGAUGGCCAGGAAAUGCGUAACUUUACGAAAAACGCAUCGAUCGGUUGCAUGGAUUUAGAUAUGAAUAUGCACGGGCAACAUAUGGGGCAUGGUCAGCAAUGGUCAGAUGAUGAAUCGGAGAUGCCGCAAAGAAAACGAUUACGUGUUGGUUUGGAUAACGCUUAUUCAAGUGAUCAAACAGCCAUUACUGAAUAUGAAGAAGCUGAACCGAGAGUUUGGACCCAAACGCAUUUAGAAGCGGCCGACAUCCGCCCGACGGCGAUGUUAACACCGCCUCAAGGUGAAGUAAUUAGCGACGUAAAUGCGAGGGGCCCAUGCGGAAUGACACCCAUUAUGGUUGCAUCGGUUCGUGGCGGUGGAAUUGGCACCGGUGAUGAGGAUGAGGAUGAUACGGCCGGUGCUGUUAUUCAAGAUUUAGUGGCACAAGGUGCUGAAUUAAAUGCAACUAUGGAGAAAACCGGCGAAACUUCGUUACAUUUAGCCGCUAGAUAUGCUCGGGCGGAUGCCGCAAAACGUUUAUUAGAUGCCGGAGCGGACGCCAACGCUCAAGACAACACCGGAAGAACUCCUUUACACGCUGCCGUAGCCGCCGAUGCGCUCGGAGUUUUCCAAAUAUUAUUAAGAAAUCGAGCGACAAAUUUAAACGCUCGUAUGCACGAAGGAACAACGCCGCUUAUUUUAGCGGCCCGUUUAGCCAUUGAAGGAAUGGUACAGGAUCUCAUUAGUGCGGAAGCGGAUAUAAACGCGGCUGAUAAUUCAGGAAAAACCGCUUUACAUUGGGCUGCGGCCGUUAAUAACGUCGAAGCUGUUAAUAUUCUUUUGGCAAAUGGGGCCAAUAGGGACGCUCAAGACGAUAAAGAUGAGACCCCACUGUUUUUGGCUGCUCGCGAAGGAUCUUAUCAGGCGUGUAAAGCCCUGUUGGAAGCAUAUGCAAAUAGAGAAAUCACUGAUCAUAUGGAUCGGUUGCCGAGGGACGUGGCCAGUGAGAGACUUCAUCACGAUAUUGUCAGAUUAUUGGAGGAACAUAUUCCCCGCAGUCCCCAAAUGGUUAAUGUUAUUCCUAAUAAUGCCAUGAUGACUUCUCCAAGUGGUCAAAUGAUUCAACAUCCAACGGUAAUCGUUCCAAAACGUCAAAAAUCAAAAAGGCCCACUAAAAACAGCUCAAACAACAACAACCCAAUGGGUCCUACAAGUCCAGAAGUAGAAGGCGCUUGCACGGGGAGUAGCAUCAGAAGAAAAGCGAGCGUUAAAAAGCCCACGAAGAAAUCCCAAAACAAUCUUCAACACGCCACCGAAUUACCCGUCGACGCUUUAUCCGCCGCUUUAAGUCCCGUUGAAUCCCCAAUAACAAAUCUUCCAAGUCCCUAUGAUACCACAUCGAUGUAUUCUAACAUGGGUAUCGCUGCGACUGGUUUAGAAGCGUUAAUGACUACAACUAAUAAACAACCUCCUAGUUAUGAUGAUGUGAUUAAAAGUAACGCAUUACACAAUUUGGUAAAUAUCGAAAAUUACGGGGGCGCAUUUUUGGCUACUUUCCAAGAUGCGAUGAUGAUGCGUCAAAUGCAACAGAACACGUUGAGUCCGCCGUAUUCGAAUCAAUCGCCCCCGCAUUCCGUUCAAUCGAACAUGUCGAUGUCGCCGCAGCAAGCGUACGGUGGAUCACCGUCACCGGCGAAAACGCGGCCUUCUUUACCCACCAGUCCUACGCAUAUCGCAGCGAUGCGAGCUGCAACUCAACAGAAGCACGGUGGUAUACCGCAGGCACAAACGUUACCGAUGGGGUUCGAUUUUAGCCAGGCUGGGUUAGAUUUACCGAUGGCUUACUCAUCGGCUGGACAACAAGCCGCUCCGGCUGCUGCAUUGCAACCGCAACAGUUUCAACAGCAGCAACAAAGUUUUUAUUUGACACCUCCUUCGCAACAUUCGACGGAUGUCGCGACGCCACCAUCGCAGCAUAUCAGCGAACAUUUUCCGACGCCAAGUCCGGAAAGUCCGGAACACUGGUCGACCAGUUCGCCGAUUUCUAGCGUUUCUGAUUGGACUGAAAGUCCGACAACGUACACAUCCGCCGGUCAUCAGACGAACAAAGGUUCUGAGGCUAUUUAUAUUUAAGGUUUGCCAAAUAAUUAUUUUUUUUUAUUGGGAUGUUUCAAGAUAUUUGAAUAAUUUCUCAUAUAACUUUUAUUAUCAUUUAAA
Molecule: messenger RNA, 7847 nt
Organism: Onthophagus taurus
Lineage: Eukaryota; Metazoa; Arthropoda; Insecta; Coleoptera; Scarabaeidae
Gene: N
Product: neurogenic locus Notch protein
Biological process (GO): multicellular organism development; regulation of developmental process; cell differentiation
Cellular component (GO): signaling receptor complex; plasma membrane; cell surface
Molecular function (GO): calcium ion binding; protein binding
Source: RefSeq, a predicted model, not a curated record